Dendrobium catenatum is the source of this 709-nucleotide messenger RNA. Its product is annotated as TSET complex member tstD. The record is from RefSeq and is a predicted model, not a curated record. Gene Ontology annotation, biological process: intracellular protein transport; intra-Golgi vesicle-mediated transport; retrograde vesicle-mediated transport, Golgi to endoplasmic reticulum. NCBI's taxonomy places the organism in Eukaryota, Viridiplantae, Streptophyta, Magnoliopsida, Asparagales, Orchidaceae. Bases 106 to 549 code for a protein of 147 amino acids. The transcript has 5 exons. Gene Ontology annotation, cellular component: COPI vesicle coat.
UAUACUUAAAUUUCAAUAUGAAAAAAAUUGUGUUUUUUCGUGCUUAAAGAGGCGACCUGUUUUGCUGAACAGAAGCGAUCGGUGGAUCAGAGCCGGAAUCCGACGAUGUUGCUCGCCGUGCUUUUCGCCAAUACCGAUGGAAACAUCCUCAUCGAGCGAUUCCACGGAGUUCCUGCAGAGGAGAGGUUACAUUGGCGAUCUUUCCUUGUAAAGCUAGGAGCUGAAAAUCUCAAAGGAGCUAAAAAUGAGGAGCUUUUUGUUGCUUCUCAUAAAUCUGUAUACAUAGUUUACACCAUGCUUGGGGAUAUCUGCAUUUAUGUAGUUGGCAAAGAUGAUUAUGAUGAGCUUGCUUUGGCAGAGGUCAUCUUUGCGAUAACAUCAAGCACCAAAGAUGCAUGUGGGAAACCUCCGACCGAGCGGCUCUUCCUCGACAAGUAUGGGAGGAUAUGCCUAUCGCUUGAUGAAAUUGUUUGGCAGGGUAUGCUGGAAAAUACAGAGAAGGAGAGAAUCAAACGGUUGAUAAGGAUGAAACCUCCAGCUGAUGUGUGACUUGCUGGCUUCUGAUUCAUUUACUCAGCAUUAUCUAUAUUUCUGUAAAAGUUCACCGAUGAGCAUCAGCUUCUCACUCAAGCUUCACUGAUUUGAUCGUUCUGUGUUUAUGCAUAGUUGUUGAUAUUUCUAAAAAAAAAAAAGAGAAAAUUUUUCUUGA